AUGCCGCGACUAAGCGCAGUGUCACGUUGCCCUUUGGUCCUUUUAAGACUUGCAUGUUGGCCAAUUCUACUUCCAACUGGAGUACGUGUACGGAGUAUUGAUCAAAUAAUUCCAGCUUGGACUCAAAAGCCCAUCAAACAAGAUGUGAUCUAUGAAGAUCUCCAGGGACUGAAAGACUCCCUUCAGAAGCUGCAAAAAUUACCCCCACUAGUGACAACACGAGAAGCAAUGCAUUUGUACUUCAGGGUGGUAUGUUUGACAAGUCCCUAUAUCUGGCGUCAACUAACGACUCCAGGUGAUUGUGCCGAGCUCUUUGACUACUGUAACCAAGAUAUGAUCGAAGCCAAAGUAAAGCUUUUGUUGCAAAUGAGUCUGGUUCUUAUUUGGGGCGCCAACAAGCCCGUCAUCCGCAUUGCCCGGAUUGCAGGCCAAUUCGCCAAACCCCGAUCAAGCCCAACGGAAGUAAUCAAUGGGGUCGAAAUGCCCUCUUUCCGCGGCGACAACAUCAACGGCUUCGCCGCAGACCCGACAACCAGACAACCAGACCCAACCCGUCUAGUCUCUGCCUAUUUCCACUCAGCCGCAACGCUAAACUAUCUCCGCGCCUCACUCUCCUCAGGCCUAGCAGACCUACACUCCCCACUAGACUGGGGCCUCGGACAUGUAAUCACCCCAUCCAUCAAAGAGCAAUACACCAAGACCGUAAGCGCCGUGAAAGACGCACUACGGUUCAUGCGCACGGUAGGAAUCGACAAAGACCGCGGUGUGGAAACAGCAGAUAUCUUCACCAGUCAUGAAGGUCUAUCACUUGAAUAUGAACAGAGUCUCACGCGACAAUUGCGACACCCCGCCACAGCCGAAACAGGCUACUACGCGACAUCUGGUCAUUUCCUGUGGAUUGGGGAUCGGACGAGGCAGCUUGAUGGAGCGCAUGUGGAAUUUUUCCGUGGGAUUGCGAAUCCGGUUGGAAUUAAGAUUGGGCCUAGUAUGGCUCCUGAUGAGCUGGUUCGGUUGUUGGAUGUUGUUAAUCCGGAUCGGGAGGUUGGAAAGGUAACCUUGAUUUCGAGGUAUGGGGCUGGCAAAAUUGCGGACUUCUUGCCUGGACAUAUUGCUGCUGUGCAGGCUUCGGGUCAUGUUCCUGUUUGGCAAUGUGAUCCUAUGCAUGGCAAUACGCAGAGUACACCUUCUGGAGUGAAGACGCGGCACUUUACGGAUAUUUUGUCGGAGUUGAAGCAGGCUUUGGAGAUUCAUCGGGCUGCUGGGUCUUUCUUGGGUGGUAUGCACCUUGAACUCACUGGCGAGGCUGUCACUGAGUGUGUGGGCGGUGCAGCUGGGUUGACGGAGGAUGGACUGGGAGAACGGUACACGACUUUCUGUGACCCUAGACUCAAUGAGAAGCAGGCUCUUGAGUUGGCCUUCUUGGUUGCUGGGUUUUACCGCGAGGAAUCAGAUGAUUGA
Molecule: messenger RNA, 1458 nt
Organism: Penicillium salamii
Lineage: Eukaryota; Fungi; Ascomycota; Eurotiomycetes; Eurotiales; Aspergillaceae
Source: the annotation of a GenBank genome assembly